This is a messenger RNA of Chelmon rostratus (copperband butterflyfish), 9621 nucleotides long. Its product is annotated as phospholipid-transporting ATPase ABCA1-like. The record is from RefSeq and is a predicted model, not a curated record. Gene Ontology annotation, biological process: transmembrane transport; lipid transport. Lineage: Eukaryota; Metazoa; Chordata; Actinopteri; Chaetodontiformes; Chaetodontidae. The transcript has 49 exons. Bases 178 to 6993 code for a protein of 2271 amino acids. Gene Ontology annotation, molecular function: lipid carrier activity; ABC-type transporter activity; ATP binding. Gene Ontology annotation, cellular component: membrane; intracellular membrane-bounded organelle.
CGCUGAGAGUCAGAGAAGCGGAGGAGUGCAACAGUAAAGGAGUACGGUGUAUUUAGCCGUUAUAACUUGUCCUGGACAAGGAGUCCACUAUAUGAAAAGAGAAGGAGUGGACAUUGACACCGUUCAGGAUCGAGUGAGGAGCUGGAGCGUGCUCAGUGAGGUUGGGAAGACGUCAGCAUGGCAGUCUCCACUCAGCUGGGUUUACUGCUUUGGAAGAACUUCACCUACCGACGGAGACAGACUAUCCAGCUGCUGAUCGAGAUCAUAUGGCCCCUUUUCAUCUUCUUCAUCCUGAUCUCAGUCCGAAUACAUUAUCCACCCUAUGAGCAACAUGAAUGCCAUUUCCCUAACAAGGCCAUGCCCUCAGCGGGCACCCUGCCAUGGGUACAGGGCAUCAUCUGUAAUGCCAACAACCCCUGCUUCCGUAAUCCUACCCCUGGCGAGAGUCCCGGGGUGGUGGGAAACUUCAAUGAUUCUAUAAUCUCCCGUCUCUUCGUUGAUUUCAAGAAGAUCCUGCUGUACACCCAGAACGAUAAAAGCUACGAAGGCUACAAGGGCCUGUUGAGGGCCCUCAGGAAGCUGCAGAAGAACACUGCCCGUUUCAAGUUGAAAGACUUCUUGCGAGACAAUGAGACCCUUUCCCACUUCCUGCACCACAACGCCUCCCUUCCUCGUCACGCGCUGAAGCAGAUAGUGGAGGCUGACGUCAAUCUGGAAAAGGUGCUGACCAAAGGAUUCGGCUUCCACCUCAGAGACCUCUGCAACACCACACCUCUGGAGGAGUUUGUUCACAUUGCUGACCGCAACGUGUCCCGUCUGACUCAAGAAAUUAUCUGCAAGUCCUCUGGUGAUUGGCUAAACAAGGCCCAAAGCCACUUCCUGUCCAACUUGGACUUCCUCAAACCGAUUCGGAAGGACGUGAGCUCGGACCCCAAAGUCGUUCAGGAGGUCUCAGCUGCAACCGACUAUCUUCUGGAGAACCUAGGAGCACUGGCCGUGGAGCUUUCCAGUAUGAAGAGUUGGAAGGAUAUGCGUAAGGAGAUCCUGUAUCUGACUGCAAAUGCCACAGGCUCUCCAAACCAGAUGUACCAGGCCGUGUCACGUAUCGUCUGUGGACACCCCGAGGGAGGCGGCCUCAAAAUCAAGUCUCUCAACUGGUAUGAAGACAACAACUACAAAGCCCUGUUUGGAAACCAUGGCAACGACAGCGAUAGUGAACCACUUUCCACUUACGACAACUCUUCCACUCCCUAUUGUAACAACAUGAUGCGGAGUCUGGAGUCCAGCCCUAUUUCCAGGAUGAUCUGGAGAGCUCUGAAACCUCUGCUCAUGGGGAAGAUCUUGUACACGCCAGACACUCCAGCAACACAGAGAAUCAUCCACGAGGUUAAUAAGACGUUCCAGGAGCUUGGUGUGCUGAGGGACCUUGGAGGAAUGUGGGAGGAGAUGAGGCCCAAAAUUUGGAACUUCAUGGAGAACAGUGAGGAAAUGGACUUGGUCAGGACCCUGCUCCGGAAUAAUGCCAGUGCUACAUUCUUGAAAGACCAGCUCAGUGAGACUGAGUGGCGUGUGUCAGAUGUGUCACAAUUCCUGUCCAAGAUCUCAGAGGACCAAAGACCUGCAGGUUCUGCCUAUACCUGGAGAGACGUCUUCAACGAAACCGAUCAGGCCAUACAGACCAUCUCACGUUUCAUGGAGUGUGUGAACCUUGACAAGCUGGAGCCUGUAGCUAAUGAGGAAAGACUGGUCAACAAGUCCAUGGGUCUUCUGGACAACCAGAAGUUCUGGGCUGGAAUCGUGUUUCCUGACAUCACCCAUAGCAACAGCUCCGACUUGCCACCCAAUGUCAACUAUAAGAUCCGCAUGGACAUUGAUAAUGUGGAGAGGACAAACAAGAUUAAGGAUGGCUAUUGGGACCCUGGUCCCAGGGCAGACCCCUUCGAGGACCUUCGGUACAUCUGGGGAGGAUUUUCCUACCUGCAGGAUGUCAUCGAGCAUGGAAUCAUCAGAGCCAUCACUGGCGCCAAGGAGAAGACAGGCAUAUACAUUCAGCAGAUGCCCUACCCCUGCUAUGUUGAUGACAUUUUCCUCCGGGUAAUGAGUCGAUCAAUGCCUCUAUUCAUGACCUUGGCGUGGAUGUACUCAGUAGCCAUCAUCAUCAAGGGCGUGGUAUACGAGAAGGAGGCCCGGCUCAAGGAGACCAUGAGGAUCAUGGGACUGAACAACGGCAUCCUAUGGCUCAGCUGGUUCAUCAGCAGUUUAAUCCCCCUCCUGAUCAGCGCUGGCUUGUUGGUGAUGUUGCUGAAGAUGGGCAACCUGCUGCCUUACAGUGACCCAGGAGUGGUGUUUCUUUUCCUGGGCUCCUUUGGCGUAGUAACCAUCAUGCAGUGUUUCCUCAUCAGCACCCUGUUCUCUCGUGCCAACUUGGCAGCUGCCUGUGGUGGCAUUAUAUACUUCACGCUUUACCUGCCCUAUGUGCUGUGUGUCGCCUGGCAAGACUACGUGGGAUUUGGAGCAAAAGUUGUAGUGAGUCUGCUGUCUCCUGUGGCUUUCGGUUUUGGCUGUGAGUACUUUGCCCUGUUUGAAGAGCAAGGGGUGGGCAUCCAGUGGUCGAACCUGUUGGCCAGCCCUCUGGAGGAGGACAGCUACAACCUGACCACCUCUAUCUGCCUCAUGCUGUUCGACGCUGUGCUCUACGGAAUAAUGACCUGGUACAUCGAAGCUGUGUUCCCUGGACAGUACGGGAUCCCCAGGUCUUGGUAUUUCCCUUUCACUAGGACGUACUGGUGUGGAGAGAAAGAGAACAAAAGCAUCUCCACCCCUCUGUCAAAGAAGGGCAAUGCUCAAGCUGUGUGCAUUGAGGAGGAGCCAGGCCACAUCGAGCCAGGUGUUUACAUCGAGAAUCUGGUGAAGGUCUACAGUCAUGGAAACAAGCUGGCUGUUGACGGACUGUCCCUGAGGUUCUACAAUGGACAGAUUACCUCCUUCCUUGGCCACAAUGGAGCUGGCAAGACCACUACCAUGUCAAUCCUGACGGGGUUGUUUCCACCCACUUCUGGCACAGCCUACAUCCUCGGCAAGGACAUCCGCACCGAACUGAGCACCAUCCGACAGAAUCUCGGCGUCUGUCCCCAGCACAACGUCCUUUUCAGCAUGCUGACAGUGGAGGAACACAUCUGGUUCUACGCCCGUCUGAAGGGCCUGCCAGAGGAGAAGGUCAAGGCUGAGAUGGAACAAAUUGUGAAUGAUGUCGGACUGCCUCACAAACGCCAGUCUCGCACCAGCACGCUGUCCGGUGGUAUGCAGAGGAAGCUGUCAGUGGCCCUGGCUUUUGUUGGGGGCUCAAAGGUUGUGAUCCUGGAUGAACCUACUGCUGGGGUUGAUCCGUACGCUCGCCGGGGCAUCUGGGACCUGCUUCUUAAAUACAGACAAGGCCGCACCAUCAUCCUGUCCACGCAUCACAUGGAUGAGGCUGACAUCCUGGGUGACCGCAUCGCCAUCAUUUCCCAUGGCAAGUUGUGCUGCGUAGGCUCCUCGCUCUUCUUGAAGACGCAUCUGGGUACAGGCUACUACCUGACCCUGGUCAAGAGAGACUACGACUUGACCCUUCAGUCCUGCAGGAAUUCUGCCAGCACCGUCUCCUACAGCAAGAAGGCAGAGAAGGAGGACAGUGUAUCAGAGAGCAGUUCAGAUGCUGGCCUGGGCAGCGAACCAGAGAGUGAAACCACUACUAUUGAUGUGUCCCUCAUCUCCAACGUGAUAUUCAAGCAUGUUCCUGAGGCUCGUCUGGUUGAGGACCUUGGCCACGAACUCACCUAUGUCCUGCCCUACCAGUCAGCUAAAGACGGAGCCUUUGUAGAGCUCUUCCAUGAGCUGGAUGACCGGCUCACCGACCUUGCAAUAUCCAGCUAUGGAAUAUCUGAUACCACCCUGGAAGAGAUUUUCCUGAAAGUGGCUGAGGACAGUGGAGUGGAUUCUGUUGAGCUUUCAGAUGGAGUGGUGCCCACCAGGACUCGUCGCCAUCAUGCAUUCGGAGACCAUCAGAGCUGCCUGAAGCCUUUCACAGAGGACGACUUUGAUUUCAAUGACUCUGAAGGUGACCCAGAAUCCCGUGAGACCGACUGGCUCAGUGGAACAGAUGGCAAAGGUUCAUACCAGGUCAAAGGCUGGAGUCUAAAGAGACAGCAGUUUGUUGCACUACUCUGGAAACGAUUCCUCUAUGCUCGGCGCUCCAGGAAAGGCUUCUUUGCUCAGAUUGUUCUCCCGGCGGUGUUUGUGUGUAUUGCUCUGGUGUUCAGUCUGAUUGUUCCUCCUUUUGGAAAGUACCCAAGUCUGGCUCUGGAUUCUAGCAUGUAUGGAGAACAGUUUACCUUCAUCAGUAAUGACUUACCUGAGGACCCUCACAUCAGCAAACUACUGGGAGCUCUGACAGAAAAACCAGGGUUUGGAACACGCUGCAUGGAAGGAGAACCCGUACCAGACACCCCCUGUACAGCAGUUGAGGAUGAAUGGUCGGUCCCGCAAGUCUCCGAAAGUGUGAAGGACAUGUUCGACAAAGGCAACUGGUCUAUGGAGAACCCCUCUCCCUUGUGUGAGUGCAGCUGUGGAGGACGCAAGAGGAUGCUUCCAGAAUGUCCUGCUGGUGCUGGCGGACUUCCACCACCACAGAUGAAGAUCAGUGACAAAGACACCCUUCAGAAUCUGACUGGAAGAAACAUCUCAGACUAUCUGGUUAAGACCUACGCUCAGAUCAUUGGCAAAAGCCUGAAGAACAAGAUCUGGGUUAACGAGUUCAGAUAUGGUGGUUUCUCAUUGGGCGCCAAGAGUUCUCAGCUUCUGUCCCACACAGAUGAAAUCGAUGAUGCAAUUAGUCAGCUGAGGAGACGCUUCCAUCUGGAAAGAGGAACUGCAGCAGAUCGUUUUUUUCACAGUCUCUCCAGUUUUAUCCAAGGAUUGGACACCAAGAAUAAUGUCAAGAUCUGGUUCAACAACAAGGGCUGGCACAGCAUCGGCUCUUUCCUCAAUGUCAUGAACAAUGGCAUCCUGCGGGCGAGUCUGCCAGCCGACAAAGACCCCACAAAGUUUGGCAUCACUGCCUACAAUCACCCGCUCAACCUCACCAAGGAGCAGCUGUCACAGGUCGCACUGAUGACAACAUCGGUGGAUGUGCUGGUUUCCAUCUGCGUGAUCUUUGCCAUGUCCUUCGUCCCUGCUAGCUUUGUAGUUUUCCUCAUCCAGGAGAGAGUUAACAAGGCCAAACACAUGCAGUUCAUCAGCGGAGUGCAGCCUUUCCUCUAUUGGUUGGCCAACUUCAUCUGGGAUAUGUGUAACUACAUCGUCCCGGCCACACUGGUCAUCAUCAUCUUUGUGUGUUUCCAACAAGACGCCUACGUCUCCUCCACCAAUCUGCCUGUGCUGGCCCUGCUGCUGCUGCUCUACGGAUGGUCCAUCACCCCUCUGAUGUACCCUGCCUCGUUCUUCUUCAAGAUCCCCAGCACGGCCUACGUGGUUCUGACCAGCGUUAACAUACUGAUAGGAAUCAACGGCAGCGUCUCCACAUUUGUACUGGAGCUGUUUGGAAGCAAUGAAAUCGGUGGAAUCAACGACAUCCUGAAGAACGUGUUCCUCAUCUUCCCUCACUUUUGUCUGGGCAGAGGAUUGAUUGACAUGGUGAAGAAUCAGGCAAUGGCCGACGCCUUGGAGAGAUUUGGUGAAAACAGGUUCCGCUCCCCUCUGGCCUGGGACAUGGUGGGAAAGAACCUCUUUGCGAUGGCCAUAGAGGGUGUGAUCUUCUUCUGCAUCACCGUCCUUAUUCAGUACCGCUUCUGCAUCAAGGCCAGGUCAUCCACCAGUCACCUGAAGCCUAUUGGAGAAGAAGACGAGGACGUGGCCAGAGAGCGACAGAGGAUUCUCAGCGGAGCAGGACAGUCAGACAUCUUGGAGCUCAGGCAGCUCACCAAGAUUUACAAGCGGAAACAGAAGCCAGCCGUGGACCGGCUGUGUGUCGGCAUCCCCCCUGGAGAGUGCUUUGGUUUGCUGGGAGUGAAUGGGGCAGGGAAAACCAGCACCUUUAAAAUGCUGACAGGAGACUCUGUGGUCACCAGUGGAGAGGCCUACCUGGCCGGCAAGAGUGUAAAUACAGAGAUAGAUGAGGUGCAUCAGAACAUGGGCUACUGUCCUCAGUUUGAUGCCAUCAACGACCUGCUGACCGGCAGAGAACACCUCGAGUUUUACGCCAUCCUGAGGGGAGUGCCUGAGAAGGAAGUCUGUGAGGUGGCAGAGUGGGGCAUCCGGAAGCUGGGCUUGGUCAAAUAUGUGGACAAGGCAGCGGGCAGCUACAGUGGAGGAAACAUGAGGAAACUGUCUACCGCCAUCGCUCUCAUAGGAGGACCACCUGUAGUCUUUCUGGAUGAACCAACAACAGGGAUGGACCCUAAGGCACGCCGUGCUCUGUGGAACGCAAUCCUGAGCAUCAUCAAAGAGGGACGAUCUGUAGUCCUGACCUCUCACAGCAUGGAGGAGUGUGAAGCACUUUGCACCAGAAUGGCCAUCAUGGUCAACGGCAGGUUCCGCUGUUUGGGCAGUGUGCAACAUCUUAAAAACAGGUUUGGUGAUGGAUACACCAUCAUCCUGCGGGUGGCCGGCCCAGACCCAGACCUCCGGCCAGUGAUGGAGUUCAUCGAGCGGGAGCUUCCUGGCAGCACGCUGAAGGAGAAACACCGCAACAUGCUGCAGUACCAGCUGCCCACCUCCCUCACCUCCCUCGCUCGCAUCUUCUCCCUGCUCUCUAAGAACAAGGAGGCGCUCAGCAUAGAAGACUACUCCGUCUCCCAGACAACUCUAGACCAAGUGUUUGUAAAUUUUGCCAAGGACCAAAGUGAUGAGGACCAUUUGAAAGAUGUCCAUCUGAACAAGCGGGACGCUGUGGUUGUGGACAUUUCCCAGCUAAACUCUUUCCUCACAGACAGCAAGACCAGGGAGAGCUGUGUGUGAUUCCACAACAUACCAUCAGUGGGAGUCGCUAGGCUUCACCCACCGUCCCCCAACCCAGAAAAUAUGGACCACUAGCCAGCGGGGGAGACAGACUAUGGUCAACUUUUUUUAUUUCAAUUUUUUAGUCUUUUUUAAUUGUUAUCAUUUCUCAGUGGACCUGCACUUCAGCGCACAGCUUCUUGACAAGGCAGAGACUGCAGGUAUUGUGAGAGACACUGAAACAAUGAAAACUCAAUGCAAAUCAAUGCAAGAAAUAUAUAUAUAGAUCUAUUUAAGAUGAGAAGAUAUUCCAGUGAGGGAUGGAGACCGGUGCUUCUCCUUCACUAGAUGGACAGAGAGAAAGAAAAGACCCAGAACACUUGAAGAGACAGCAGAAUUAUAAUGCUGUGUCAGACUGGAAAGCUUGUAGCCCUGCUACUCACUCAACGGACACGGCAACAGGGAUGAUGGAAGGAAAUAUCUCUAGUUCUUAAAUCCCCGUUCCUAAAAGUAGUUAGCAGUAGUCAGUGGGAAGUGUGUCUGUGCUACUCUGUGAUGUGAAAUCACGACAGCGUAUAACAAAACAAAGACAACAAGUUCUGAUCAUUCACUGCCAACUGCUAAAAGAUGGACUGACUACUUUUUCAUCAGGGUCAAACCUCUCAAAUCGCUCUUCGUUACCGUGCGCAGUUGUUUUAUAAUGCAAAUCAUGGUAAAGAAGCAUUUACAAUCCAGUUGAUUUCAGUCACAAACAUGCAACAUAUUCAUUUUUACUAAUUAGAUUUUAUAAGAUAAUUUAAUUCUAGUUGAAAACUUAACCUCUGUGGAGUUUAUUUCCCUCUUUGUUUGGAUAACAAUUAAGAUUGAUAACCAAGUUGUCUUUUUUAUUUGUUGUUCUUGGUGUCCUUGACAUUGUCCAGCACAGUGCCUAUACUGUAUCGUGGUGGAGAGAGAAAUCUGAGCACUCCAUUUAAAAAAAACAACAACAACAACAACGCAUGUAGGCUGCUAAAGAAUGUACCAACAGGCAUCAAAGCACAAAAAUGAGCUUUUUGUGAAGAUGAUGAAUGAAACUUGACUGUUCUUGUUUUGCUGUCCUUCAUUGUCAAAAACACAAAAAAAAUCCUGUGGUUGCUUGGUGUCUGUACGAUGCAGCCUACAAUGCUGGCUUGUUCUUACUUGUCCUGCCCUCUUUAAAUGGAACUGAGGGCCAAUCAGAAUGGCCGCAGGAUAACCAUCGCAAACUGGCAGUUGUGACUUCAUCAGAAGGCUGAAGAUGUUGAAGAAAUUGGACAAUUGUUUUGAAUGUUGGAAAUAUAUACUGCAUGCUUUCCACUGGGUCACACACCAGGACUAUCAGCACUUCUGUGUGCGUGUGCCAGAGCAUGCCCUCAGAUCAGCUUGUACAGGACUGGAGACGACAGAAUUGUGCUUCGUUGUUGUGGGUAACUGGCACAUAUGUGUUAGUGGAUUUCAAAUCCAUAUUCUGUUGUAAGAAAAGAGAAAAAACUAAUGGAUGGUGAUAAGUUGAAUCAGAUGGAAAACUGUCGCUCCCAUACAUGGAGAAGAGUGUCACAGCUACUCUGCUUGUAUGGGGUCUAAAGAUGGCAAUUUUACCUGUAACGUGCUUUCAUACACGCCUGUGUGAAGGCAUGAUGGGUGCAUUUUAGACCUGAGCCAUCACCGAUGUGGACAUUAUGUACAGUAGCAGCAGUAUCUUGUGAUGUCAAGUACGGUACCAGUAGAGUGAACAUUAUCUGUGCCAAAAAGAGCUUAAUAUAUAUGUUUGAUCAACCAGCAAAAUGUCGAGGAGGCAACUGUUUUGUAAAGUUUAAGAUGUGCUUUGAUUCAGUUCUUUUUCCAUCAGCUCACUUACAGAAAUCCUUCUCUAUCUUUGUCAACAGCUCGGAGAAAAAGCACAUUUUACGUUAAGUUUGUUCUCCCUCAUAGUUUUUGUUACAUUCUGGUGAUGUUGCCAAAUUCUAAUCUUUGUGUUUGUCCACAUUAGUAAGAUGCAACACUGAAGUUAACUACCGUCAGCAACUCAAAUUUUUUAUGUGAGUCUGAGGUGCUUGACACAAACCUUGACACAGGUUUUUCAGAGCUAGUAGAAAGGCCGGACUACACAAACAGGGACCACGUUAAUUAGAGUUAUGCUUAUAAUGCUUUAUAAUCCAAAAAAAAAAAAAAUCCAGGGUUUAAAUUAAUGACAGAUUGUCAUUACAGGUGCUCUGUGUCAUAUAAAAUCAAGGAACAUGUUUCCGUUAUCUCAGAUCGAACCACUGCUGAGGGGCUUCAGAAUCACCCUCAGCUAAGUGUGAGCACUUUAUAAACUACAUAGCCUGUCGUGUCAAAGACGUAGAAGUAAGGGAUCUGGAUACAUUUUAAAAACAGCUGUCUGCACUGGAACACAGAUAUAAUUCAGACAAAAUGAAGUUGCACCACUGCAUUAAGACAUUUGUCUGACACUUGAAAUAGAGAAAGAAGGCUUGCAUGUGGCAGAGAGAAAUGAGUGAAGCAGUGAAAAGCAGAGACAGUAGUGAGAUAAAGAGAAAUGCAGGACAGGGAGAUGGUGAUUUUUCUCUUCUCAUGUUCAAUAUUAUUUUUUGUUUACAUUUUUAAGUAUUAAACAGCUGUUUGGGUAUGUUA